Molecule: messenger RNA, 1501 nt
Organism: Drosophila innubila
Lineage: Eukaryota; Metazoa; Arthropoda; Insecta; Diptera; Drosophilidae
Product: methylthioribose-1-phosphate isomerase
Exons: 6
Coding region: 222-1310 (362 amino acids)
Molecular function (GO): S-methyl-5-thioribose-1-phosphate isomerase activity
Source: RefSeq, a predicted model, not a curated record
GCAAAGGGAAGCAUUUGCCUGUCAGACGUCGCGUCGGCGAUUUCGUGUGUCGUUUCAUUUGAUUAAUAUUGAUCAAUUGAUAAAUAUUAAGCAUAGCAAAUCUAUGCACACACAUUCAUUUGGCCCUGGCCAUAAAUUUCGACAGCUUGGAGCUCUGACGCCAGCUGGGUAGCAUCCAUCUGAGUUCUGAUUACAAACGAAAUAGUACAAAUACAUUGAAGAUGAGCCUGCAAUCGAUCAAAUACAAACGUGGCAGCUUGGAGAUUCUUGACCAGCUGCUGUUGCCCGUCGUGUCCAAAUAUGUGACCGUGAAAGGAGUCGAGGAUGGCUGGAAGGUCAUCAACAAGAUGCAGGUGCGGGGCGCCCCCGCCAUUGCCAUCGUGGGCUGCCUUUCGCUGGCUGUCGAAAUACAUCCGGAGGUGUUCGAGAGCAAGAAAUCUCUGCGACAGGAGAUUGAGGGCAAACUCAACUAUUUGGUCUCCGCUCGCCCAACGGCGGUAAAUAUGAAAAUUUCCGCCGAUGAACUGAUUACGCUGGCCAAUGACCUGACCAAGGAUGAUGCUGUCUCCAUCGACGACAUGAAGCAUAGAUUCCUUAACGCCACCGAGGCGAUGCUGGAAAAAGACAUUGCGGAUAAUCGAGCAAUCGGUGCCAAUGGCGCCAAGGCCAUACUGGAGCACGUGGCGGAGACGGGAGGCGCCCAAGGAGCUGGUCCCGUGCGCGUCUUGACCCACUGCAAUACUGGCUCUCUGGCCACCGCAGGCUACGGCACAGCGCUGGGCGUCGUGCGGCAUCUGAGCGAGUUGGGCAAGCUGGAGCACGUUUACUGCACGGAGACGAGGCCUUAUAACCAAGGAGCGCGUCUUACCGCCUAUGAGCUGGUGCAUGAGAAGCUGCCCGCCACUCUGGUGCUGGACAGCAUGGUUGCGGCGCUGUUUCGGGUCAAAAACGUAGCUGCCGUUGUGGUGGGUGCAGAUCGGGUGGCUGCCAAUGGCGAUACGGCGAAUAAAAUCGGCACAUACCAAAUUGCUGUGGUGGCCAAGCAUCAUGGCGUGCCCUUCUACGUGGCUGCACCACUGACAUCCAUCGAUCUGCAGAUUCCCAGCGGUGAUCACAUCAUCAUCGAAGUGCGACCCGAUCGAGAAAUGACCCACGUGGGCGAGCAUCGCAUUGCAGCGCCGGGCAUCAAUUGUUGGAAUCCCGCCUUUGAUGUAACGCCCGCUACGCUUAUAACCGGAAUCAUUACGGAACAUGGCAUCUUCAAGCCGACAAUGUUAAAGGCUGAAAUUACCAAGCUGCUUGGAUUAUAACAGCCGCAUAUAUUGUUGUUUUUCAUAUUUGCGUUGAAUGAAUGCACUCCAGUUUAUAAAAACAAAAACAAUGCACAGACACACAUACACACACACACACACACACACUAACAACCACAUCCACAAUCAGCUUUUGUAUAUGUGGAGCGGCUGUGAGCGAUAAUACAAUGCACAUUAUACAUACCUAUUUA